Paramecium tetraurelia is the source of this 1665-nucleotide messenger RNA. RefSeq lists its product as uncharacterized. The record is from RefSeq and is a predicted model, not a curated record. The transcript is spliced from 3 exons. NCBI's taxonomy places the organism in Eukaryota, Ciliophora, Oligohymenophorea, Peniculida, Parameciidae.
AUGUAAGAAUUUAAAAUUCUCUAGGAAUUAAUUAGAUCAUUAAAGAAACCAUUUGAAAAAAGAAGUGAAGAUGAUUUAUACCCAAUUGAGAGGAUGGUGAGGAAGAUCGAGUUUUUCUAAAAAUAUUUUGCUGAUCAAAAUGAUCUCAAUUUUAGUUACUAUUUCGAACACGAAUAUGCGAUCUAAAACACAGCCAUUAUUAACAUAGAUUCGGUGGGCGACAAAUUCUACGUCAUUCUUCAAGGGUAAGUUGGCAUAUACGUUAAACCUAAUGUUGUGGAAGAUAAGGCGUCAUCGACUAAAUUACUGGAGAUGGUUAAAUUGAGGUUUAGACAAGCUGUCAACAAUAAUAAAUUCAAGGAUUAUUAAAUAAAUAAAAUCCAAUCUCAGUAGUCAGAUUUGGCGCUGAUAAAAAUCCUAUUGCCAGGCCAAUCCUUUGGGGAGAUGUCCCUAAUACACAAUAGGCCAAGAGAAUUUACAGCUGUGGCAUUGUAGCCGUGUCAUUUUGCAAUGAUAAGGAGGUAGUACUUUAAGGAUGUAGUGCGGAUAGGUCAGGAGAAGUCAUCCGUGAAGGAGAUGGGGUUUUUUGCCAAUCUGGAGAUUUUUGAGGGUUGGAAUGUGAAUUCGAUCUACUAAAUUUACAAGAUGUUGGAGCAGAGAAGUUACAGGAUGGGAGAUGUGGUAUAUUUGUCAGGGGAGAGCGUAAACAAGAUCUACCUCAUAAAGGAAGGGGCUGUAGAUUUAUAACAAGUGUUCAUAGAGGAGAAGGAGGAAUUGGAAAUACGGUCAGUGUCUCCGUACAUGAAGCAGAGAGGGAAGAGUCUGCACAGGAAGAUUGCUACGUUGAGCAAUCAUCAAUUCUUGGGUUUGGAUGAUGUGCACAGUCAGGAAUAGAAGCACAGAUUCUCUUGUGUUAGUUCCAGUUCAGAUACUGUUCUAUUCAUUAUCCCGGUGGAACUGUAUAUGCGAAAAAUUUACACUCAAACUACAAGUUAGUUGUAUGUGUAGGAGUUUAUAUAAGUUUAGAGCAAAUACCAAGAUCUGAGAAAUUCUUAAUUACAGGUAGCCAUCCAUUCGCAAAGACAAUAGUAAUAGCAGAUGCUGGCUAAGAUAAAUCAAUACAAGAAUGCUGACAUGUUAUAGUUUUUUCAAAAUUUGUAAGGGAGGUUUAAGACACUCUCACAGGAGUCAGCAAAGAAGUUUCAAAAGAGUUCAAUUGGAGAGCGAUCACAGAACAUAAGUGCUCAUGAUAAGUAUGUGGACAGAAGUUGUUUCACUAGAGCCAAAGAUCGAUCUCUAUUGGGGAAGGUGUAGACUCAGAGUCUCUACUAGAAUUAAGCAUAUAAAUAAGUGGUCAAUGAAUCCAGGAUUGUUGAGAAGAACUUGCCAAACCUUUCUCAGUUUAUGGAGAGACAUCUGCCCAGUUUGCAUCACUCUAAAUCAAUGUAAGUUAGAUGCAGGAGACAGAGUCCAUAGAAGCAAUAGUAUUUGCAAUUUCAGAAUGUUCAAACCUCUUUGAAUGAAGACGAAUAACAAUUAGUAUCUAAUGUUCUUUCAAAGGGAGUGGUUUAUCAAAGGAGAACCAAUUUAGUAAAGAGAGUGAGGUCAACAGAAAACUAUUCUCAACGAAGAGCAAUAAGAUUCCAAGACCAAUCCAAGUACUGA